This is a messenger RNA of Dichotomopilus funicola, 645 nucleotides long. RefSeq lists its product as uncharacterized. The coding region runs from base 1 to 645 and encodes 214 amino acids. Gene Ontology annotation, cellular component: mitochondrion. The record is from RefSeq and is a predicted model, not a curated record. The transcript has 2 exons. Gene Ontology annotation, biological process: regulation of lipid metabolic process. NCBI's taxonomy places the organism in Eukaryota, Fungi, Ascomycota, Sordariomycetes, Sordariales, Chaetomiaceae.
AUGGUUCCACUGCCAUUAUUCAAACUUGCCUCGCUGCUCGUGCGACACGUCUCCAAAUAUGGCGCGAACCACAUCAAACACCAAGCACACGAACACCCACGAUUCCGGGCGUUUGCCGCCCGUUACGGGCAACUGAUGCACCAGAUCAACAUGCGGAUGUCAGUCGCCGUAUUACGAAACACGGAUGCGGAGCAACGAGCAAAAGAGAAAGCAGAAGUGCCAACGGUGAAAACGGAGGAACAAGUGAAGAAGGAGGAGGAGCUCAAAGCCAAAUACGGGACGACGGCCAAGGACGUAAUAAAGAAAGUACCAGUCAGCGUAUGGAAGCGCAAGUUCCGGCCACUGCCGGAGGACAAGGCGGUCGACCUCUUCGCCGACGUGAUCGGCGACGCUUUCAUCCUGGCCGUUGCGGGUGGGCUAAUCACGUACGAGUACUGGAGAUCAUCACAGAAGCCGGAUAAGAACAAAGAGAUGAUCGAGGACCUGCAGAAGAGAAUAGACGAUCUGAGGAUAAGAGAAGAAGAGUUGGAAACCAAGGAGCGCGCGCAACAGGAGAGGCUGCAGUUGAUUGAGGAAGCAUUGAGGGCAUUCAAGGAUCCCAAAACAAAGCAGCCCCUUUUAGCGACGCCCACCGCGGUAGCCUAA